UCAGGUGUGCGCCCGGGCGGCCCGGUGGUGGGGGCGCGUCGUCAUCCCCUCUUCCAGACCGCCCCCUAUUGGCCAACAACACACGAAGAACACAGUUCAAGCUUUAACGCCGAGCGGCUAUGUUGUCCGUGCCGUCCGGCCGCACGUUGUUGUCUUAUUUUAUUCAACACCUGUACAUUGUUUUAAGUUCUAUAUUUUUAUUUUCACCCCCCCGACAUCAAUUAUUUGUUUAACAUUACAACAUCGUAACUACCCCCCCGCCCCAAACCGACAUCGCAUCAGUUUCGUUGUUUGUUUUAUUUUUAUUUAUACGUUGAUUCUUCAACUAAAUCCAAUUCGCAACGAGUAGUUCCGAUACCUGCGACCGUGAAGAUAUACACAAAUAAUACAACAAAAAAGUAAUAAUAAAUGUAUAUCUACAGUGCUGUGGUGUUUGUUCCUCGAUCUCUUUAAAACGUGCUGAAGAAAAAAAAAAUAAUCAUCAGAAGAGAGAAAAUAUUAGUGUUUUAUGUGCGUUCGUUUAUUAUUUUCGCAUAGUGUUGGAUACUAGACAGGAAUGUUUAGAGGGCGUUCGUUGUGCGAGCAUGUGAUGCGCCGCGAUGCCCACUCUGUCCGCGGCGCCUGAGCUAAAUUCCGGCGGCCGCAACGAGCGGCAUCAACGAGAUACCACUGCCGCCAUGAGCCCAGAACAAGAGGCCAGUCCACCUCCAGCAGCGCCUGGAGCUUCGCCGCCCCCAGCACCAACCCGCCUUCCAUCACCUGCCAUGUCGCAGCAAGACACCUCCGACGUGGAGCAGUUCGCCGGGAAGAUCGUCUACAAUCCGGACGGGUCGGCAUACAUAAUCGAGGAUUCAGAAAGUGAGAGCGAGUCGACGACGACGACGCAGACGGCGGUACCCGAGGUGGUGCCACCACUUCAAGCAGUGUACGUGUCAAGACUGCUGCGGCAGGCGACGAGACCCACGGAACUGCCGGCAGUGCACAGUUACCGCGUGAUCGCGCUUCGGGAUGCGAGGCCUCCACGACCGGCCUCGGUGCCGGUCAAGCCCAUCCUCAUGUGCUUCGUGUGUAAACUCAGUUUUGGGUUCGCUCGGUCCUUCGCGAACCACGCGCAAGCAGAGCACGGUGUCACCCUGAAAGAGUCGGAACGCGAGGUUCUCGCAGCCGACUGCUCCGCAAUCCUGCAGUGCGUAGGAGCCGACAAAAGGCCGAUGGUAUCGCUGCUCGAGCCGUUGAGCAGUCCAUCACCUCCAACCUCCGAGAGCAGCCUGAUGAACUCUUCAGUACCCAUCUCGAUGAACCCGAAUCCUAUGUCGACGUCGGAGACGCCGCCGAGCGGUUCUUCGCGUACCACCCCUGGCAAGUCGCCGUCCCCGCCGUUCGCGCAACCCCCGGCCUUCUUAACCGGCACCACGAUCGGCGUCUGCCCCGAACAUCUGCAGGGUCGACCCUCUGGCGCAGAGUGCGCCCGCUGCGAGAUGAUCCUGGCGUCCGGACGUCUCGGUCCUGCAGGACUCGGCAACGUCCACAGCCGCAACUCGUGCAAGACUCUGAAGUGUCCCAAGUGCAAUUGGCACUACAAGUACCAGGAGACCCUCGAGAUCCACAUGAAAGAGAAACACCCGGAGGCGGAGACGAGCUGCAUCUACUGCAUAGCAGGACAGCCCCAUCCGCGUCUGGCGCGUGGCGAAACCUACACGUGCGGCUACAAACCGUACCGCUGCGAGGUGUGCAACUACUCGACCACAACCAAAGGAAACCUCAGUAUACAUAUGCAAUCAGACAAGCACUUGAACAACAUGCAAGAGCUGCAGAACGGCGGAGCCCCGACCAGCGAGUCGCGGCAAGCGUCGCCGAAAGCACCACCGGUUCACCAUUCGCCGGUGACGAGCGGCGGCCACAAACCCAAACCCACCUUCAGAUGUGACGUCUGCAAUUACGAGGCGAACGUCGCUCGCAAUCUCAGAAUACACAUGACCUCCGACAAACAUACGCACAACAUGCUGGUGCUCCAGCAGAACGUGAAACACAUGCAGACGCUAUCCGCCCUGCACCACCAACAACAUCCGCAGCAGCACAUGGAAAGUCUGUACGGAAUGUAUCCAGGACUAGGCGAUAAGCCUGAAGCGGCUCUAGCUGAUAUGGCUUACAACCAAGCCCUGCUCAUCCAGAUGAUGACCGGCGGACAGUUACCAGGACAUGGAGCGCCCGCAGAAAUGGCUUCACACACUGACAUGGGACUCAAUCCCGAGACGAUGGAACCACCACCGGAACCUGCGGAUCCUGAUCCAGAGAGAACCUACCACUGUUGCGUUUGCAACGUCUUCUCCACCGACAACCUGGAAGAUCUCGGCAGACAUCUGGCGCAGGACCGAACCCGACUGAGAGAGCAGGAAAUUCUGGCGGUGGUCGCCGGCCACUAUGUCUGUAAAUUGUGCACCUACAAGACGAACCUGAAAGCCAACUUCCAAUUGCACUGUAAGACUGACAAGCAUCUCCAGAGACUGCAGCACGUGAACCACGUGAAGGAGGGUGGUCCGCGCAACGAAUGGAAACUCAAGUACGCUUCCGCGCCCGGAGGCGUUCAGAUCAGAUGCAACGCCUGCGAUUACUACACGAAUUCUGCCCAUAAACUUCAACUGCACGCAGCUGGAGGCCGUCAUGAGGCCGGCGUUGCGCUAUUAAAGCACCUCGUCGAUAGAUGCUCAUCUCUGCGACAGGAACAACCCAGGGUAUUCCACUGCUCUCUGUGCAGCUUCUCCGCCACCAACCGACUACCUCUCCUGCAACACGUUAGAUCUCUGAAACAUCUUCACCUAGAGCAACUCCAUCAGCUCCAGAGGCGCGCCGAAGGCAAAGAAACAGCGCCCGAAAUCGGUGAAGUCUUUCACGUUGUACCCGGACCCAUCGAUCAGCAGACGCCUGAGCGAAGAGACAGCGCGAACUCUGAAAUUCAAAGCCACUCGGAGUCGCAAAAAGAGUUCAAAUCCGAGCCCGCAGAAGAUACCGAAGAGGCGAACCGCGACGCCGGAUCUCAGCAUGUGUGUCCAUAUUGCGAGUACACAAGCGAUUCAGAAAUGCGAAUACAGGCUCAUGUCUUGGCCCAGCACGGUACGAACAGUUCCUCGGCGGAAACGAGCUUUCAAUGUCCUUUAUGUCAGGAUGCGUUCAAAGACAGGACUAAUCUGGAGCGGCAUGUCAUGCAAAUACACUCGGUGAACAGUGAGGGCCUUCAACGGCUCCUCAUGCUCGUCGACCAAAGCCACUGGCUUAACCAAUCCUCUAGAACGCCGACGCCGAACAACCCGAACAACAGUCAGCAGAUGCAAACGCCACCUAAUCAGCUGGUAUCGCCUAAUUCCGUGUCCUCAAAGGACUCGACGAAACUGGACAAGAGCGACUCCACCAAUAACAUGGAAAUCGAUCAAGACAAUCUGAUGUCACCGCACAGCGACGACACCGUCGACUUCGAAUUCGAACGUUGCAGCACGUGUCUGAAGAAUUUCAAGAACAUCGACGAACUCUGCAUUCACCAAAACGAGACCGGUCACCUGGAGAUCAAGCAGACGCCGAGCGGUCCGGGUUACGUGUGCUGGAAGAAAGGAUGCAAUCAGUUUUUUCCUACCGCGCAUACGCUUCAGAUGCAUUUCAAAGAGGUUCAUGCUAAGAACUCGAUCUCGCAGAUGUCCGUAUCGGAGAAGCACGUGUACAAAUACAGAUGCAAUCAAUGCUCGUUAGCUUUCAAGACGCUGGAGAAGCUGCAGCUUCACUCUCAAUACCAUUUGAUCAGGGAUGCAACGAAAUGCGUACUCUGCGGUCGCAGCUUCCGUUCCCUUGUAGCGUUGCACAAACACGUCGAGAGUGUCCACUCCGAAUUAACCGAUGAUGAACUGAAUGCUUAUAAGCAUAGUCUGAUGAAUAAUCCACUGCUGCUUGCAGGUCUUCAAGGCCAGGUUCUGGAUAGUUCGACGAACGAUAUCCUGAAGAAAGAGUCGCUCCGCAACGAUGAUAUCGAGUCUAUGGAUUGCGAGGAGAGCAAAGAGAUGAACGCCAGUCACGACGAUAGCAACGCCAAUGACGGCGAGAAUUCAGAUGACAGCAUAAUGUACAAAGAUCAGCAGUUCCUGGAAGACUACCUGAACAGCCAGGCAAUAGCGGAAGACAGUUACAAUGAUCCAAACAGAAAGUACAAAUGCCACCGGUGCAAAGUAGCAUUUACCAGGCAAAGCUAUUUAACUGCCCACAACAAAACCCUUUUGCAUAGGAAAGGUGAGAAACUGAGCUACCCCAUGGAGAAAUACCUAGACCCGAAUCGACCGUAUAAGUGCGAUGUGUGCAAAGAGAGUUUUACGCAAAAGAACAUACUGCUCGUGCACUACAAUUCCGUGAGCCAUCUGCAUAAGCUGAAGAGAGCGAUGCAAGAGCAGCAGCAGAACAACAACAACAAUCCGCCUGUAUCGCCGACGGUGAUGGGAGGUGGACAGCAGCAGCAGCAGCAACAACAGCAGCAACACAAUAUGUCGUUGACGCCGAAAAGUACUUCUUCGGAAGAGGAUGACAAGAAACGGUACAGAUGUAAUAUUUGCAAGGUUGCGUACACUCAGGGCAGCACAUUGGAUAUCCAUAUGAGGAGCGUGCUGCAUCAGACGAGGGCCAGUAAACUGCAAGAUUUGGCGAUGGCCGGUCAGAUAGAUCUUUCGAAACCGCUAAUCGAGCAACCGGAGGCAGCAGCCAUGCAGUCUCCGAAGCAGUCGAGUCCGACGCCCGGCAGCGGCAGUGGGGAUAAGACGUCCCCCACCCCGCGGUCACCCAACCCUACAGGUAGUACAGGUAGUCAAGGGAUGAUUAGUUGCCCAAAGUGCGGCGCAUUAUUUAGUUCACAAGAUCAGUUGAGUGCACAUCAACAGUUGUAUUGCAUGUUUGCCGCUCCGAUGGCCAUAUACCAGGCACAAGAGCCGGGCCAGGCGAAGAGUCCGCCGCCCGGUGAACAAGACAUAAUAAGCAGAUUGAAUUUACCAAAGAAAACAAGUUCGCAUAUGUACAAACACUUGCUCGAGAGUUUCGGUUUCGACUUGGUGAUGCAAUAUAAUGAGAGUCACCAGCGAAGACAACGGCAACGCGAACGAGAGGCCGAAGAGAAGCAGAGGACGACCCCACCAGCAACUGCGACCGAGGAGUCCGAAGCUUCCAGGGCCGAGGAGGAUAUUGAAAACAACUUACCUGAAGUAAGUAGAUCCACGUGCCAACAUUGCAGUAAAGAGUUCUCUAGUGUGUGGGUGUUAAAGUCUCACUGUGAAGAAGUCCAUAAAGAUUUAGUGCCGCUAGAAUUCUUAGAAAAAUAUGCUCAACAGUUCAAGAAUGAAUACGAAAAGAAAUCGGUGGUGGUGACUGCGGCGACAUCCUCGUCAACAUUAAACAGCAAUCCCAGAGUGACGACACCGGGAGCUACCACAACCACCACGAUGAUCAACGACUCGACGCCGGAAAAAGAAGACGAGUCCAAAGAGUCUCUACAUGUAAAACUGAAUUUGCAAACGCCACCAGAGGCGACCUCCACGGCGCCAUCGACACCGACGUCGUCUUCGACGCCUGCCUCCAGCACAGACUCGCUGCCGGCCAAUAUACAAGCGAUGAUUGCACAGACAAUGGCACAGAACCCCAUGGCUCUCGCACAGCAAAUGUCCGAGAUGCAAGCCGCCCUCAACGUUAUGCAAUUGCAACAGAUGAACUUUAAUCCUAUGAUGCAAAUGAUGGGCAUGGGUCUGCCGCUGGGACUGAACGCCCUUGCCGCGAUGAAUCUUCAACCUCCGCUCGUGCCGAUGAUGAUGCCGCCUCCACCGUACGAUCCAAUGCAACAGUUCGCGCCCCAGGACCAGCAGUCCAUGAUGGCGAAACAGCAGGCGAUGAUGCAGCAGCAACAAGCGGCCGUAAAUGCAGCAGCCAAUCAGAAACGUGCCCGAACUCGGAUCACCGACGACCAGUUGAAAAUCCUACGCGCGCACUUCGACAUCAAUAAUUCACCAUCCGAAGAACAAAUCCACGACAUGGCUGCCCAGAGCGGUCUGCCGCCCAAAGUCAUAAAGCACUGGUUCAGGAAUACGCUUUUCAAGGAGAGGCAGAGGAACAAGGACAGUCCUUACAAUUUCAAUAAUCCACCAUCGACGACUCUCAACCUGGAGGAGUACGAGAAGACCGGCGAGGCGAAGGUGAUGCCUCUGAACAACUCGGGCAGCAGCACCGAAGAGAACAAAGCGAAAGAGACGACGCCGCCGCCUCCGGCGUUUCAAAGCUCCGAAAUUAAAACCGAGAUGAAGGAGGAACCAGUCGAUGAGACGGUCAGCAAGUACCAUCACGUUGAUGAAAAAAUGCACCAGGAUCCGACGGACGAGAAACCAAACAUAUUCAAUCUUGCUCCACAUCUGCAGCCGCCCCAGAGUCCGGCGUCUUCGAUGAGCAGCACCGACAAUCAGCAGGUCAACAAUAUGCCAUCAACAUCGAACAACCUGACCCUGACAUCGAUCAUCGCCUCUCAGCUGGGCGACAGCAUAAUAACCACCAACAGUCCUACAUCGAUCAGUAUGACUCCUACAUCAAACCAUCCUCUGAGUAGUCCGAUGCUGCCGCCACCGAAAUUGAACCAACAAUCCUUCCCGACACCGAACAGCCUGCAAAAUAUGCUUCCAUUAACACCAAACCGAUGUCUCAGUCCGAAUCGCGAUUUCGGAAUGAAUUCAAACAGCAACAGUUCGACCGGAAGUACAGGAAAACGCGCGAAUCGUACGCGCUUCACCGACUACCAAAUCAAAGUCUUGCAAGAAUUUUUCGAAAACAAUGCUUACCCAAAAGACGACGAUCUCGAAUACCUUUCGAAGUUGUUGAGUCUCAGUCCGAGAGUGAUCGUGGUGUGGUUCCAAAAUGCCAGGCAAAAGGCGAGAAAAGUAUAUGAGAACCAACCGGCCGCGGAGCCAUCCCCUGGGAUACCGGAAGAAGGUGGUGCAAACCGUUUUCAAAGAACGCCAGGGCUAAAUUAUCAAUGCAAGAAAUGUCUAUUAGUUUUCCAGAGAUACUACGAGCUGAUCCGCCACCAGAAGACACACUGUUUCAAAGAGGAGGAUGCUAAGAGGUCUGCCCAAGCGCAAGCAGCAGCAGCUCAAAUAGCGGCGGUUCUCAGCUCCGAGGAUUCGAACUCGAGCACGACGAUUGAACAAAACGUGCAGCAACCGCCGGUACCGCAAAGCCCGCAAUUGCAGACCACUUCUCCGAGCCCGAACCACCACCAACAACAACAACAACCACCGCAACAGCAACAACAGCAGCAGCAGCAGCAGCAACAACAAGUACAACAUCAUUUGCAACAACCAAAUUUAUCUACAACGCCGACGCCGACCAACCAAAGCUAUCAACCGUCUUCGCCGCCGAACAACGCGCAGCCUGAAUCCAAAGACGGAACUUUCCAGUGCGACAAAUGCAAUUCCAUCUUUCCGCGUUUCGAUUUAUGGCGCGAACAUCAAUUGGUCCACAUCAUGAACCCGAAUCUGUUCCCCACAUAUCCUCCAGACUCUCCAUUUGGAAUACUACAGCAGCACGCUCAGCUGCAGCAAUUGAACGCGAACUUGGGUGUACCGGACAUGGUAAACAAUAAGUCGUCAUCGCCCAUCCAACACCCUCUGAUGAAUAUGUUGAACAACGUAACUGUGAAGAGGAAACUGGAAGAAUACGACGGCGAAAGCGACGUUUCCGAUCAACCCAAGGAUAAGAGAUUGAGGACGACAAUACUGCCAGAGCAAUUGGAUUACUUGUACCAGAAGUACCAAAUCGAGAGCAAUCCGUCGCGGAAGAUGCUCGAGAACAUCGCGAGAGAAGUGGGAUUAAAGAAGAGAGUAGUGCAAGUGUGGUUCCAGAAUACGCGUGCCCGUGAACGCAAAGGACAGUUUAGAGCUCAUGCACAGGUCAUCAAUAAACGGUGUCCCUUCUGUCCGGCAUUGUUCAAAGUAAAAUCGGCGUUGGAAUCGCAUUUAACAACGAAGCAUGCAGAUCAGUGCGCCCGCGGUGAAAUCAAUAUCGACGCUCUGCCAGAUGAAGAAGUGAGCCUGGAGUCAUCGCCGAGCCUCAGUUCGGGCGGCGACAACAAAUUCAAUCCAGGUCAAAACAUGAUGCCACCACUAUUUCCAAGCCUCCAUCCAGAUAUGGAGAACUCCAUAAAAAAAUAUUACGAGGAGAGCAUGAAGAGGUACAUCAGCGAGCUGCAAGCGCAUGCCUCGAACGGAGACAAAAGUGAAAUCAAAGGUAAAGACGAAGAAGGUAUCCCUUUAGACUUGUCUAAACCGGUGGACUUAUCGAGACCGAUGAAAGUGAAUAUGGAUCAUGAGAGGAACCUGUGUGAUCCAGGUCCGUUGACGGACCUCAGCGAAAGGUCAUUGUGCGACGAAAGAAGCGACUCGAUGUCAGAAACUGCUGACUACCUGGACGACGAAAGCAAUCCGACGUCUCCGGCGAGCAGCACGCAGAGCAACAAUCCUCAAAGACUUUCGUUAACUCCAAACUCGUCCUCCAAUAAGCGAUUUCGGACGCAGAUGUCCGCCGUUCAAGUGAAAAUCAUGAAGUCGCUAUUCAACGAUUAUAAGACGCCUACGAUGGCUGAAUGUGAGAUGCUCGGCAGGGAAAUCGGCCUUCCAAAGAGGGUGGUGCAAGUGUGGUUUCAGAACGCGCGAGCAAAGGAAAAGAAGGGUAAAAUAGCUCUUCAAAAGGUGCUCGGUGGACCAGAAACUGAAACUUCGCCACCUCUUCCGGACGACUGUAAAUACUGUGGCUUCAAGUACUCUCACAAGUACUCGAUUCAGGAUCACAUUUUCACGAAGGGCCAUAUCACGAACGUGCGAACGCAUUUGGAGAACAUGAGCAAAGACGGCGUCAACGAUGGAGAAUUCACGGUGCCUCCUAUUCCUGGCGCUUCUGGGACCGUUUCCGCGGAUUCUACGACAAAUCCUCAACAACAACAACAACAGCAGCAGCAUCAGCAACAGCAGCAGCUUCAACAGCAGAGCAUGAACAACAACACGCAUCUGCAGCUACUUCAGAUGGCCGGUAUGCAGAUGGCUGCGGCGGUCAAGAGCGAACCGGACGAGAACCAGGAGGCCCUCUUUCAGCAGCUCUACGCCCUCGGAAACACGGGAUCGUACGGCGGCUCCCAGAACCAGUUCAUCCACCAUCCAAUGUUCGGUGCCAACGGGGGAGCCGGAGGAUUGUUUCUAGACACAGGAGCCGGACCGAGCUUCCUGCCGCUGCCCGCCUCCGUGCUGGAGAAGGUGGCGGAAGGAAACUUGGACUCUGGCGUGACCACCAUCCGCAUGCCAGAACAACAACAACAGCAGCAGCAGCAGAGAUGUUCUUCGGAGUUGCAGGCUCGUGAUGUUGACGUUGAAGUGUGCUUCGUGUGCAAGAAGUGUCGCGUCGGGUUCGUGGGGGAUUCGGCUUUGCUGACCCAUCAGAGGCAUUGUUACGGCGGCAACCUGGAGGCCCGCGGUGCCUUCAGGAUCGUCCAGACCGGGUACGAGUGCAAGUUGUGUAACGCGGAACGCUUUAAGUCGCUGCAAGAGUUCAGGAAACACUGUGAGAGUGAUUCGCAUAUGAAGGUCCUGAAGCUGGCCGCCUCCAAGUCGCUGCCGCCACCCUCAGAGUCGCCGUUAAGUCACGAGAUGGAGGACGUCGUUAAUCAGAUCGCGCUGCUGGCGGCCCGUGCCGCCCAAGAGUCCGGGCCAGAGGUGGCCCGCGACUCCAACUCGAACAACACCUUCUGCCAGCCGUCCGACCCGAAGAGGCGCUUCCUCUCACCUCAAGGAGACGUACCCCAGCAACCCUUAACCAGCGCCGGACAUUGAGAACAACAGUCACCGGAGAAACGUAAUCUACUCGAUAAGAAAAGAAAACCCACCGAUCUAAGACAAUAUGCGAUCGGACCCGAACGGCCGCGCGCGACAUCUUCGCAGAUUGUUGCUGGCCGAAUUGACCAACGUCAAAGACGGCCAAGUUCCUACACCGUCGCCGGUCGGGUCCGAAGCAUGCGAAAGGAACUCGAACCCAUUUAUAAAUAGCUUUUGUUUUUGUUUUGAUUUUGGAUCUUUCUUGUAAGAAAAUUGAUUAGAUAGUUUUACAAAACUACUACUGCAACUGCAAAGAAAAGGUUUUCAAUUUUAAUUUGCCCCAGCAUGCGUACAUCAAUACGUCCGAAUAGUUCGCCAGUUCGAACAGCCGCAUCACUGGUAUUCUCGUAUGCAUGUACGCACGCUACGUGACACUGAUAAAUUUAUUAUUACUAUAUACUAAAUUAAUAAGCAAUGAAUAGUGAAUUAUAUUUACAGCUGAUCUAUUUUUAAACGUUAUUAUAUAUUAUAAUAUUAUAUCGUAGUUGUGUGUCAGUGUAGUUAUUGUGUAUAGUCGAGUAGGUCCGAUGAUUCCUAUCGCAACGUAUAGUUACUAUGACACAUAGAUAAGAUAAGAGAGAGAGAAAG
This is a messenger RNA of Nicrophorus vespilloides, 10508 nucleotides long. RefSeq names its product zinc finger homeobox protein 3 (gene zfh2). Bases 600 to 9878 code for a protein of 3092 amino acids. Gene Ontology annotation, cellular component: nucleus. The transcript is spliced from 5 exons. NCBI's taxonomy places the organism in Eukaryota, Metazoa, Arthropoda, Insecta, Coleoptera, Silphidae. Gene Ontology annotation, biological process: regulation of transcription by RNA polymerase II. Gene Ontology annotation, molecular function: RNA polymerase II cis-regulatory region sequence-specific DNA binding; zinc ion binding; DNA-binding transcription factor activity, RNA polymerase II-specific. The record is from RefSeq and is a predicted model, not a curated record.